Molecule: messenger RNA, 255 nt
Organism: Pseudogymnoascus destructans
Lineage: Eukaryota; Fungi; Ascomycota; Leotiomycetes; Thelebolales; Thelebolaceae
Exons: 3
Coding region: 1-255 (84 amino acids)
Biological process (GO): mRNA splicing, via spliceosome
Cellular component (GO): U2 snRNP; precatalytic spliceosome
Source: RefSeq, a predicted model, not a curated record
AUGGCAGACAAGCUCCGCGCGCAGCAGCAGUUGGAGCAGCUCCAAGCCCGAUACGUUGGGACUGGACAUGCCGACACGACCAAGUUCGAGUGGACCAGCAAUAUCCAGCGCGAUAGUUAUGCGUCAUAUAUCGGGCAUCCGCCUCUCUUAAGCUAUAUGACUAUUGGGAUGGGAGAGCCAAAGGAGAGAGUUCGCGCUGCGCUUAUUGAGAAAAUGAUACAACCGGUUGGCAAACCCCCAGAGGUCCAUGAUUGA